CACACUGCUCUGGAUGAAUGUGCUGUGCACAGCAGGGGCGGACUGACCAUUUGGAAACUCGGGCACUGCCCGAGGGCCCGGGGUCAGUAGGGGGCCCCAUGAGAUGCCCCUGGUACCUUUUUAAUAGGCUUUUUUGAGUUUUGGCAAGGACACAGGGGCCCCAUGAUCCCCUAUUGCCCGGGGGGCCCCAUGAGUUGUACGUCCACCCCUGGUGCACAGCCAUCCAGAGCAGUGGUGAUGUGCAGUGUUAGUUUUCCACCACACAUAGCA
This is a messenger RNA of Staurois parvus, 270 nucleotides long. The record is from the annotation of a GenBank genome assembly. NCBI's taxonomy places the organism in Eukaryota, Metazoa, Chordata, Amphibia, Anura, Ranidae.